Molecule: messenger RNA, 916 nt
Organism: Selaginella moellendorffii
Lineage: Eukaryota; Viridiplantae; Streptophyta; Lycopodiopsida; Selaginellales; Selaginellaceae
Product: protein HHL1, chloroplastic
Exons: 6
Coding region: 98-751 (217 amino acids)
Source: RefSeq, a predicted model, not a curated record
AAGAAAGGUCACGCGUUCGAAUCUUGCCCUGGCCCUGGCUCUCCUUCGUCCGGAUAAGAUCCACCACUACCAGGGUAUUUCGCGUUGAGCGUCGGGCAUGGAGACAGUGUCAACGAUUUCGAGGCCGCAUUGCGGUGAGUCGGCGCAGCCGAGGCGAUUGGAAAGCUCGUUUCUAGGGAAAUUUAGGUCGCCGGCGAUGGAUCGGGUAGCCAUGGCGAGCAGCGAGCGAUCUUUGCAAGUCUUGACGAUUGAAGCGUCUAAGAGGAAAGGGCCGAUGCGGAGGAUGCAGCAGCAGCAGCAGAUGCAGCAAAGAUCACUCCCGAAAGUCCCAGCGGCGGAGGACGACAAUCCGCGAUUCGUGAUCUUCAUUCGCAGUAAGAACGUUCCACUUUGGUACCCUUUAAACAUUGUCUCGGGAGGAAAUGCGGCAAAGUUCAUGGUGGGAGUCACUAAGAACGAGUGGGGAAAGAAGAUCUAUGGCAACAGCUUGACAAACAACAUCGGUGCUGCUGUUUACAAAGACGAGGAGAAGAUCAUUGCCUCGGUGGUGAAGACCUACCCCACGCUGAAAACAGCGAAGGAGUUCCAGUUUGGUUACAAGCUCGUGGACGAAGAGAAAGCCAACGAAGCUCUCCGGCCUGUGGAUGUCACUCUGAUUCCUCCCAAAGAGGAUCUCAAGCCCAUCACAGAGAAGGUCACCGACUUCGUGGGAAAGGGCGUGGACAACUUGAAGAGCUCCCUUGGCCUCUAAAAUUUUCAAAUCCCCAGAAUAUUCUCACAAUCUCCCGCGAGUUUUUCAACGGCCUGGAUCUCUCUCGCCACGAGCGGCUGGGAUUCGACCUAAUUAGGGUUUAGGGUUUAUGGCGGCUGGGAGAGGGCUUUAUAACGAUGCGCGAGAACGAAGGGUUUUUGCGUG